Molecule: messenger RNA, 448 nt
Organism: Bactrocera latifrons
Lineage: Eukaryota; Metazoa; Arthropoda; Insecta; Diptera; Tephritidae
Exons: 3
Coding region: 1-327 (108 amino acids)
Source: RefSeq, a predicted model, not a curated record
AUGGUCUACCUAAAAUCAAACCUCGGGAGCUAUAAAAGCUUCAAUUUGGAAACAUUGGUGGAGGAGAGCACAGGCCACGAGGUUGUAGACUGUGCAUCACCCCUUAACAGCUCUUCCAUUACGCUGGAUUCCCAGGAAGAAUUGCCGUUUGUGGACGAGGAACCUGUAAGGAAAAGAAGAAAACAUACUUCAAAUAAUAUUCAAAAUGAACUUUUGGAGAAAUUCCGGGCUUCAAAUAGCAAAAUUGCGGCGGAAAUUGAAGCAAUUAAAGAGAAUGACAAGGACUCCCUUCAAAUUGAAAGAGAAAGAAAUGCCAUCUACUACUGAGUAGCGAACUCAMCCUUUGUUUUCGAAACUCACUUGACCGUUUUGGUUAGAAAAGAAAUAACGCAACAGGUGUUUUUUGAAAUUGUAAAGUUGGUAAUUAUAUUUUAUUACGGAGUAUUCU